AUGUCUCACAGCUACCAAAAGAGUCUAUACAAAGAAUUGUUCAAUGAUAGUGUUGAAAAUGAUGACAUUUUUUAUAAAUCAAUCUUCACUACCCCAGUAUAUGAUGAUUUGUUAUUAGGAGUAUUGAGAGAAAACUCUGAAGCUAUUGUUUUAUCAUCGGAUAUUUCUGAGAGAAACUUGGCAAUAUUGAGAAAGAUCUUUACCGCCGGUUUAACUGUUUUGAAAGAUGCCAUUCAAUAUGACGAGAGGGAUGAUAUUGCUGAUAUUUCUACUCAAUUGCCUAAUGGUAAACAGUCAAUGUCAUCUGAAGCUAUACUUGAUAAUGGCGGUGGUGAUAUCACUGAAUUGAAUGGUAAUCUGCUGAAUAAUUCCAGCAGACAAGUGUUAGCAGAGUUUGAUGAUGGUGACGAUUUGACAACUUUAAAUGGUCCAAAACAAAGCCAAGCCACAAGCAAAAAUAAUUCUACACCAAGUUUGACCACUGAAAGAGAAUUUGAAUUCUUGGAUGAUGAACUUAGAGCCCAAUUGAUAGAAAAUUCCAUUAGGAUUUUCCGAGACUGGUUUCAGAAUAUAAUAGAUGUGAAUGACAAAUUUAGGAAAAGAAACGAGGUUUCAGAUCAACAUGAUUUAUGUGUUAAAUUAUUUGAGUCCUUCAAAGAAAAAGAAAAUGUGACGCCAUUAGUUCAGCUUUUGAUCAAGUUGAAAUGGUUUUUAAAUAUUUCUCUUCAAAGAAUUGAAGAUUCUUCACCAGGAGCUCGAUUUUUGAGUUUAACAGCCAUUAAAGAAUCGAUUAAUUUAUUGAAUAGAAUCCUUAGAUCUAUUUAUUCUGGUUUGAGUCAUUUCAAAUCGGCAACCGAUGAGUACAAUGUCUUAAAGAGUUUGCUUUUCUCGUUUUACGAAGUUGAUUUGAGUAACAUUUUGCAACGAAUCAUAAAAAUUUCCAAUCCAACUGCAAAAGAAAAAAAAAAGGAAAAGGAAGAAGAGGUGUACGAUGCACCUAAAGUAAUAUUAUCUGUUGAUACAUUAGUUAAUUUGUACCUUUUGAUUGGUGUAUUGGUCAAUAUUCCUCCAAUAUUUAUCCCGGAUAUCCAAGCCAAUUCGGAUAUUACAGCAUUAUCAACUUCGUUAAAAAAUCCAUACAAGCAAAUUUUUGAUGCAACUUAUGACUGGAAUCUUUUCAAUGAAGAAAUCAAUCUGAAAUUUUUACCAUUUUUCUGUAUGGAAUACAAUUAUUGUUACAAAUUCCGUCCUGACUUGAUGUUGAAUAAGAUUCAGAAUAGUUCACUUAUUAAUUGGCUCAGUGGUAAUAGAUUGAGCUCUGAUCUUUAUGUCAAUUGCUUGACCACUGAUGUUAUUACCAAUUUGCAAGUAAACAACAAGUUGAGUUUAAUAAACAAUGCUACAGAAGAUGUUUACUUGAAGGAGUUACAAGACAUGUACGAACACAAGCUUGCAAGGUUAUCUAUUAGAGGUGCAGAUGAUGAUUCACAUCUUGAGUUGGCAAAGUUAUUACCAGCACUUCUAAAUAUUUACACCCUUUCUGAGAAUCCAAGUUUUGUUAAAGUGUUUACUACACAAAAAUACGACUAUUAUAACGAAUUAGAUACUCGACCAGAAGAUGAAGUUGAGUAUGUUGAAUUAUUUGAAGUAUGGUUAUGUUUGUUGUCGUAUAUUUUUGAAUACCAAUACAGGUCUUCGUUGAUGCAGGAUUUAACUACACUUUCCUUGGCUACGUUGUUCAAUUUACCAUUGGAUUCAUUGCAAAACUUCCAGAUCAAUGAAUACAAAUGGAAAUUAUGUCAUCAAAAGGUACCAUUUGUAUCUCUUAAUACUGGAAAAUUAGGAUAUAAAUCUUCUUUGUUUUAUAUUUUGGAUGCUGUGCAAAACUUGCUCAGAUUUAAUUUAACUUACAAAUUGAAUGUUGGCAACAUUUCAAUGGGGUUGAAUUUGGUGUAUAAUAUUUUGCAAGUUUUCCAAAAUGAUCCUACAAUCGAUUUAUCCCAAUAUGCUUGGGAUGAUUUUCAUUUGAGUUUAUUUGGUAUGAUUAAAUUUUUCAAGAAGCAAAGCUUGAUAAAAUCUAAAUAUGUUACUUUUGAAGAAUUGGGAAGUUUAGUUGAAGACUGUUUAUUGGUUUUGAACUUAUUAUUGCACGGAAGGUUCAAUGAUGUUCAACAGGACACGGGAGAAGAGCCAUCAACAAUCAUGACAAUGUUGGGAUUCUCUAGUUCUAAAUCAAUAAAUUAUGGUUUAGUUUAUAAUAUUUUACUUAACUAUGAAUCCAUCCAAUCCUUGUUGAGUACUUUUGAUUUGAAAUCCAGUACUAAUUUACAGUCGUUGUUCCAUUGUAUGGAAUAUUUUGAUGAUGUCUUUUAUUUAACUGAAGAAUCAAAAUUACAUGCCAAAUUGAACAAAAUUGAUGUUAUUGAUUUUGAUUUUGACUCACUGGAAUUCUUAUCAGCCAUUAAUUCCUUUACCAAUGAGAAACGUGAAAAUGAAUCUUUAGAAUCAUCACUGAAGUCAAAUGGCUCUUCGCCAGUUUACAAGUAUAAAGACACCUUGAAACAUUCAAGCACACUGACAUUAUCGGACCACGAUAUGUUGAACAUUAUUCAAAACGUUUUAUCACAAAAGUUUUAA
Candida tropicalis MYA-3404 is the source of this 2637-nucleotide messenger RNA. RefSeq lists its product as uncharacterized. The transcript has a single exon. NCBI's taxonomy places the organism in Eukaryota, Fungi, Ascomycota, Pichiomycetes, Serinales, Debaryomycetaceae. The record is from RefSeq and is a predicted model, not a curated record. Bases 1 to 2637 code for a protein of 878 amino acids.